This is a messenger RNA of Colletotrichum destructivum, 901 nucleotides long. RefSeq lists its product as uncharacterized. The record is from RefSeq and is a predicted model, not a curated record. Lineage: Eukaryota; Fungi; Ascomycota; Sordariomycetes; Glomerellales; Glomerellaceae. The transcript has 2 exons. The coding region runs from base 150 to 662 and encodes 170 amino acids.
CCCAUUCAUUCGCUCAACUCGAGAUUCCCAACCCACACAACCUUCACUUCGUUUCUGGCUGGUCCUUGUUUAAUUCAUUGUCACUCGUAGUUUAAACCUUUAACCUUUUUUUUUUUUUUUAGAACAACUUGACAACCCCUUCAGCCAGAAUGAAGUUCAUCGCAGCUCUCUCCCUGGCCCUCGCCUCCUCUGCGGCCGCCAUGCCCACCGAGGACCUGUCCAAGCGGCAGACCGUCAACCGCGGCCCAGAGACCCUCGUUUUCAAGGAGCAGGGCGGUGUGCCCGGCAACGAGUGCCUCACAUUCCGUAAUAAUGGCGAGAUCGUCGACGCCGCGUGCGUCAACACCGCCGCCGACAGGCAGAUCACGCCCUCGACCAGGAACGGUCAGGACGUGCUCCUCGUCCAGCGCUCGUUCAGCAGCGGCUUCCGGCCGGACCUCGUCGACAAGGAGGCCUGCGUCGGGUUCAACGGCACGGCCUUCCGCGCCGAGGACUGCGCCUCGAAGAACAUCGAGUUCGUGGCCCAGCAGGGCAACAACCUCGUCACCACCAGCGGCGCCUGUUUGAACGGACACGACAGCAAGGCGCAGGUGACUGUCUCGGCGCAAGGUCAGGGCUGCGCCGAGUUCACCACCACUUCGGUCAACCCCACGGCUCCUUAGAAGAAAAUAGGCUGCGCAAAAGACGCCAUGCGCUCGUGAAGAGUUGCUUGAAAGGGGGGAAUAAAGUAGAGAGGUGAUGGGGAUUGGUGGUGGAGAGAUUCUUGGCCAUCGAGCCCAAGGGAAGUAAGCUGGCUCUAACAGGUAGGCGUAAGGAUGUUGUUGCCAAUAUGUAUAUCAAGACCUAAGGUCUGUCUGACAUAUAAGUAGGAUAAUGAGGAAAGUCGGAUGUGUCCUUCAUC